Batrachochytrium dendrobatidis JAM81 is the source of this 189-nucleotide messenger RNA. RefSeq lists its product as uncharacterized. The transcript is spliced from 2 exons. Gene Ontology annotation, cellular component: mitochondrial inner membrane. Gene Ontology annotation, biological process: mitochondrial respiratory chain complex IV assembly. Bases 1 to 189 code for a protein of 62 amino acids. Lineage: Eukaryota; Fungi; Chytridiomycota; Chytridiomycetes; Rhizophydiales. The record is from RefSeq and is a predicted model, not a curated record.
AUGACUCCAGAAGAACUCAGAAAGUACAAACUGCAGAUACUCAGACCUUAUCGUACCCGGAAUAUGGUUCUUUCGAUGGGUCUAUUUGGCAGUGUUGCAGCAAUCUAUGCAUAUACCAUGUACAAGAUGAGGCCAGACGAUUUCAAUAAGCUUGAAACUAUUGAGAAAUUCAAAAACUCUGGAAAAUAA